AUUUCCCCAAUUUGCAAAAUCUCUCCCAAAUCGGAAUUGGAAAAAAAGAAAUAGAAGAAUAAAGGAAUGGGAUACGUACUGAGGGUUAGGUUGGCGUCGUUCUUCGCCGGAGCCGCGGUGGCAUCAGUCGGCGGUUUCUAUUUUAUUCACAAGGAUUACAAAAUCGCUCAUCAAUCAAUCUCUCAACAGAUGAACGACCUCUAUAAAUCUCUGGAUGGACGAAUCUCUUCAUUGGAAAAUUUAAAAGAAGUUGAGGCAAUUAAGCCAGAUGAAGUUGUAGAAUGAAGAAUUCCCAAAAUCUUUGGUAGUUCAAAGCACAUUAUCUUUGACUUAAAUGUUACUGAAUGUUGUAUGUCAUGCUACAUUUUAGUUACCUUUCUUUGUUUGCGGGUUUAAUGAUGGUGAUGUUCACAAGCCAUUUUUGUUUUUACUUAAUAACAGAAGCAUAUUGAGAACUGCAUGUUAGUGGAAGCUGUCCAAUGAAUUGGAAGGUAUCCUAAUGCUUAUUUUGCCACUAUCAAUCUGAUCAAAGAUUUGGUUUGACUUGAUAA
Molecule: messenger RNA, 551 nt
Organism: Erigeron canadensis
Lineage: Eukaryota; Viridiplantae; Streptophyta; Magnoliopsida; Asterales; Asteraceae
Exons: 2
Coding region: 67-285 (72 amino acids)
Source: RefSeq, a predicted model, not a curated record